Molecule: messenger RNA, 2278 nt
Organism: Liolophura sinensis
Lineage: Eukaryota; Metazoa; Mollusca; Polyplacophora; Chitonida; Chitonidae
Exons: 3
Coding region: 362-706 (114 amino acids)
Source: RefSeq, a predicted model, not a curated record
CACCUUGAUGGGUGAGAGACGUGCACACAGGUGAGGUAUGAUCACUGAGUGGGCCGUCUUACCUUAGACAGGAGAGUCAACCUUCACCAGGUAAACAUCAUAACACUAAACACUGAGAUACUAAGCUAGCCCACUGUUUAAAUCUGAAUUUAACACAGAGCACUGUUACCAGCUUUGCUGCAUGAAUUGCUGCUGAAAGCAACAGAGAAGACCAAAGUGUGUUUCAAGACUAAAUGUAUGUGAAAUACGAGACCUUUGUGACACAAUAAAUGCCUUUAUUUUCUCCAGUGUCACGUACCUGAUUCCAGCGACACCUGGUAUCUACCUACCGCUCAGUGAAGUUACUGGAGAUCUAUCAGAGAUGGCUGAGGACUUGACACCUGAUCAGUACGGUCAGGUGUUAGAGGAGAUGACACCCAUACUGGUGGACACGCUGACACUAGACUCACAGGUGUACUCAGAACUGCUACAGAGUAGACUCUAUAACCACAACAUGGUCAGCACCAUCAGGACACAGCCAACAUUUUCUCAGAAGGUGAAAGAAGUUAACCAUUUCCUGGUUGAAAAGCUCAAAGAAAACACAAACAAUUUCAACACAUUUUGUCAUGUGUUGACAAGCACUGGUCAGGGUCCCAUCUCUAACAUGCUCAAACAGGCUGUCAGGAGAAGAAUUAAAGAAUUAAAAGCUGCAGAAGCUGAUCCAUAGAGACUCCUGUACAACCAUGCACAAAUGAACACACCUGACAACGGCCUACGCAAACUGACCGUAGCAACAGCUGUGAUACUGUCGAAUAUUCAUACUACUCAUCAGUCAAACGUUAAAGUAUCAAUGAAAGUCAAGAAAAACAGUUUUAAUUCGUUAGUCUUUAGGAAUGCCACUGCACUCUGCAUAGAGAAUAAAGAGGGCUUCUCCAACUCUGAAGUCCUGGUUAUCACAUCCAGUUUGAUUUACUCAUUUAUUUACAUGAACUAUUAACACUGGUAUCCUUAAUUAGAUUCCAAGCCAAGAUUUCCUUGAAUCUGGAAAAAACCGCAUCACACAAAUACAGUAUUCAACAGUAACACCAGCGAGUAUAAAACCUCCACAACUGCCCAAGCCUGGUAUGUCAGGAAACACCUGUCUCCGUUUCUGAUGUACAUGUAGGCCUAAAUAAAAAAUAUCACACCACACAUUGAGACCAAUAUUACGGGCUUGGGAAUAUCGCAAAAUAAGUAACUAGCUGUUUAUGUAUGUCAAACGGUACAAAACAGUAAUUUUCUUCAAGAAAGGUUUGCAUUCAGUUGUGUCGCUGUUGUUGUGUUUCUCUAGAUUUAUGUCUAGUGUGCGCUCAUAGUCUUUUACUGCCCACUGGUUUACGCAACGAUGUUUAAAAUCAAUUUUUCAGAUAGUCUUCGUGUAAGUUGUAAGUGGCACAACUUGGUAUGAAUGACCAUAAAAGAUUAGCUUUCAAAGUGAUGUAUCCACGUGACAUAAGCAAAAAAUUCCACAAACGUCUGUUUUCUGAAAUUUUUCAGUUUACAUUGGUCUACUAAUGUGUGAAGAGUAUUUAACGACACUGGCAUGAUUAGAAAACAGGCAUUCAAUGGCACAAAAAGUUAAAUCUAUCCAAAACCCUGCCGAGUGUCUUUCCAUGUCUUGUCAAGCUGGUGAGGCUCACUGAGGUGUGACUGAGAUGUGAACUAGUGUAACGGAUCAACUACAGGUAAUCCCCUACUCCCCCACAGAGAGCUUACAACUUAAGUCAACAGCCCUCGCAAGACAUCAUGGUAUACAUUUUCUGAAAAUGUGUCUGAAUUUAUUGAGAAGGUACGGUACUAUUAUUUUAAUACUGGUGUUAAACUCUGCUCAGGAAAUGUUCAUUUUAUAAUACACAGUGGUAAUCAUGCAGUUUUAUAGUUUGAGAAAAUCAGUUACAAAAAUAUACCGGAGUUUCUACAGGAGUAAAUCAUCCCACUUCAAGUAUAUGACAGGCCUCCUAAUUCAAAGCUGCAACAAUUAACCAUUACCAACUGAGCUGGUUACCUCACUGGCCAGUGGAAGUUUGACUGUGGAAAUAGCAGACAUGAAUUUAUCCGAAUGAGCCAACAUGGCCGCACCUUUACGGUGUAUAUCAAUUCUUACCAGCUUCUGACUUGGGCCAGAACAAUUUUAGUUGUUCUUUUACAAGCUGAGUAAAUAUUUUCCCAAUGUCCCAGGAGAGUAUAAAAAUAAAUCUAAUCUGUGGAAAGUGUGGAGUAUCUUGACAAUUUUUCUUCUUGAAGACUUAUUUACAUAAUG